This is a messenger RNA of Danaus plexippus (monarch butterfly), 3079 nucleotides long. RefSeq lists its product as uncharacterized. The record is from RefSeq and is a predicted model, not a curated record. The transcript has 16 exons. Gene Ontology annotation, molecular function: pyridoxal phosphate binding; molybdenum ion binding; catalytic activity. The coding region runs from base 93 to 2171 and encodes 692 amino acids. Lineage: Eukaryota; Metazoa; Arthropoda; Insecta; Lepidoptera; Nymphalidae.
ACUGGACCACAUAGUUAACAUUACCGACCAGUUGAGGACGUUUCAGUUAUUUAAUAACGUUAAUAUUAUAAUUUUUUUAUAAUAAAUUGAAAAUGUCCAAAGGUUUGUACGUAACAGCAGUCGUAACCACAGGCGUCUUAGCAGGUGCAUAUUGGACUUAUUGUUUUUAUAAUUACAAUAAACAACGUAAGAUUCCUACAACUUGGAAGGAAGUAGGUAUUCUUAAAAAUAUUUUUAUAUAUCCUAUUAAAUCUUGUAGCCCUGUCCACAAGAACAAAGCUGAAUGUACAUUUCUAGGAUUAAGAGAUGGGUGGCUAAGAGAUAGGGAAAUGUUAAUAGUGGAUGACAAGUAUAAUUUUAUUACAGCAAGAGCAUUUCCAAAAAUGCUUUUAAUUCAAUCUAAAAUAGAAAAAUCUAUUUUAACUUUGAGCAACGAUGACAUGGAACCACUGAAUGUAGAUUUAGCCGAGAUAGCUUUAAAGGAAACUUUUAAAGCAACCGUGUGGGGUGUCAAGGUUCAAGUUUAUGAUUGCGGUUGGGAAGCUAGCGAGUGGCUGUCAAGACUAUUAACUCAAUCUGAAAAAUCAUUAAAAUUGGUGAUUGCUGCGUCGAAUCCUAAUCGGUAUUCUACAAAUUUCUUCAGGAAUAAAAUUACGACGGCUGUAUCGGGUAUAUACGCGGAUGAAACUUCUUACAAUUUAAUUAACGAAUCAUCGGUAAAUGAUCUUAACGACAGACUGAAAGGAAUAAAAGUUACUGACAAACAUUUUAGAAGUAACCUUGUUCUAUCUGGCGCCAAGGCGUACGAAGAAGAUGAUUGGACAUUCAUAAAAAUCGGCGAAAACAUUUUCGAAAUUGUUAAGCCUUGCACGAGAUGUGUAAUGACGACACUAGAUCCUGAAAGAGGCAUUCGCAAUCAAUCAGCUGAACCGUUAGUUACAUUGAAAGGUUACCGCCAGGUCACUGAACCGCAAGAACGUAAAUUUGCGGGUAGUUCGCCACGCAUGGGCGUACAGAUGAAGCUUCGUUCGGGCGAGGGAAUUUUUUUAUCGAUUAAUGAUAUAAUUUAUUGUCACCGGGAGGGGAGGAUAGAUUCUAACUAUCCGGUAAAUUCGAUCCUCAAGGGUCUAGGGGGGUAUCCCCGUCCCAAUGGUGCCUCUAAGAGGCUGGACCUCGGCUUACGACGGUCAUAUCUAAGUGCAGCGGUCGCUACAACAGGCGUCCUCGCAGGCGCAUACUGUGUGUAUCAUCUUUAUAAUGAAGCUCAGAAACGUAAGCUACCAACAACAUGGAGGGAAGUUGGCACUUUGAAGGAUAUUUAUAUAUAUCCUAUAAAAUCUUGCGGUCCGGUGCAAAAGGACAGAGCUGAAUGCACUUUACUCGGUCUAAAAGACGGUUGGUUGCGAGACAGAGUAUUGAUGGUAAUUGACGGUAAAAAUAAUUUUAUCACUGCAAGAGGGUAUCCACAAUUACUUUCUAUUCGUCCAACAGUAAGAAAUUCUGUCUUAACUUUACAACAUAAUGAUAUGGAAAUACUCAACGUUGAUCUAUCAGAGGUUCCUUUACAAUUGGUAGAAACCGCAACUGUUUGGGGUGUUGAGGUUCCUGUAUACGAUUGCGGCUUUGACGCAAGCGAAUGGGUUUCAAGAUUACUAGACAAGUCUGCAAACAACUUCAGAUUAGUACUUUAUGCUUCCAACAAUUCUCGCAAGUUAAAAAGACCCGCCAAUAAUGUGUAUAAGUUCCGCAAGACAGAUACGGGAGCACUUCCAGAUGAAUUACCAUUUCAUUUAAUGAAUGAAACCUCUAUAGACGAUCUCAAUACUAAAUUGCAAGGAAACAAAGUUUGCUACAAAAACUUCAGACCGAACUUCUUAAUUACCGGCGCUCGGCCUUACGAAGAAGAUGAUUGGAAAUAUGUUAAAAUCGGAGAAAACAUUUUCGAAGUAAUCAAGCCAUGCACGAGAUGUAUGUUGACAACAAUCGAUCCAGAGACAGGUACACGUGAUUCUAAAUCAGAACCUAUUCAGACGUUGAAAAGUUACCGCCAGAUAACUGAUUCUAGUGCUAGACCCUGGUCCGGCAGUGCUCCACGAAUGGGCAUACACCUGGCGCUCCGGUCAAAGAAUGGAGGCCUUGUCUCGAUCAAUGAUCGUAUUUACGUAGAUUAAGUAUUUAACGAAAAUAUGUAAUAUAGAAAUGAAUAUUAAUAAUUUUUUUGCAACAUCUUUAUUUCAUAACCAUAUAUAUUUGAAUACAAGUAUUUUUAUGUAAAACCCAAGCAGUGACUUUCAGCGAUGACAUCUUUUUGACACGCUUUUUUUAAAUUCAGGUAUUUAAUUACGAAAUUGCAUAUUGUAAAUAAAGAAAUUCAACAACUGAUGACCCCAGCUCUCGUCAUUGUUAUAACUAAUAAUUCCGGAAACAUAUUAAACUAAUUAAUUGAUCUUGAUUACGUUCCCGAAAAUCCAGAUUUUCAAUGUUUAAGUCCGGAUGAUUAACCUGGUUUUUUAGAUUUCACUCGUUAGUUCUUAGAAAAUAUUCCCUCCUUAUAUUAAUCAUUUCCUGUCCAAAUUAAAUACAUGUAUAAUAUUAUUUGAUAAAACAUUUAGUAGUAAGAAGUAGUACCCAAUUGAUAAUAGGUACCUACAGUUGCUAAAGAAAACAGUUAACAUCUAAGACACUUAAUUUUAUUGCUUUGUAUUACCAUAAUUUUGUAAGCACACUACCCUCCAUAAACACUGUAUAUAUUCGAAUGUUUUCAAUCAUAUACACAGCAAAUAACCAAAUUAAUAGACCAAGUUCUCUCUUUGAAGCAUUAUUAGAAUAUAAUCGUGUCAUCCAUAGUAUAAGUAAGUACCUACACUUCUUAUUAAUUGAUUUUCGUUCAAAAAACUUUCCUGACUUACAUUUCUGAGCGUAUUGAAAUCGCUACUUGGAAUGUAUGUACUAACUUUUAGAUUAUAGAAGCAUCAUGAGAUCUAAGAUUUUCGCGAGUAUUCAUUUAAAUGAAACUAGUAUUAUUCGGAUUUACUACGCGGAUUUUAUUAUUUAAAAACUACAUAAUCCCGACGUUUCG